UCUCAGAAACUUCCUUGUGUGUACAAUAAGUCGUUUGUCUUAAAACUCUACGCCGGGUGCCAGCAUCCAACUCUUGACUCUUCAUCUUUCUUCUUCUUCUUCUUCUUCUUCUGCAGAACCGGAGCACAUCACAUUAAAUUCUCUUCAUUCAAAUCGGAGCUACCCAAGUAGCCCAACCGUUUGAAGUGGGACAGGACAGGACAGGACAAGACCCAAAACUGGUGGUGGGCUCCCCUUCUUACUCUUUCUCUCUCUGAAAGAGGCUAAGGCUGAGGAGAAGUUGAUCCAUUUGAUAAAAUCCAAUUUAUUUUGCUUCUAGGCUUGAGAUGGUUUCCAUAGAUGAAAAGACAGACCUUGAAUAUGAUGAAGAGAUCCCUUUUAGCUCGUCAUCAGCCACCAGUAAAAUGGAGGCUUUGGACUUUGAGAUGAUUCAUUUGCAUUCCCGGGCAGAAUUGGCAAACUCAUGGAUUUCAAGACAUAUACGGAUGAGAGUUCCGAAGAGCAUCUACUUUGUCUUGAUCAAAGCAAAAAUCAACGUAUUGCUACCAUUUGGUCCGUUAGCGAUUUUGCUACAUUACCUUACUGGACAGCAUGGAUGGGUUUUCUUCUUCAGCUUAGUGGGCAUUGUGCCUUUGGCAGAGCGUCUAGGAUAUGCGACUGAGCAACUUGCUUUCUACACAGGACCAACAGUUGGAGGUCUUUUAAAUGCCACAUUUGGAAAUGCAACGGAAAUGAUUAUAUCAAUUUAUGCAUUAAAGAAUGGAAUGAUUAGGGUUGUUCAGCAAUCUUUAUUGGGAUCAAUCUUGUCCAACAUGCUUUUAGUGCUCGGAUGUGCCUUCUUCACUGGUGGAAUCGUUCAUUACCAGAAAGUUCAGGUUUUCAACAAGUCUGCCGCUGUUGUGAAUUCAGGAUUGCUGUUGAUGGCUGUCAUGGGGUUAAUGUUUCCAGCUGUGCUUCAUUCUACACACUCAGAGGUCCAUAUUGGGAAGUCAGAGUUAUCUCUUUCAAGAUUUAGCAGCUGUGUAAUGCUAGUGGCAUAUGCGAGCUACCUUUUCUUUCAACUUAGAAGUCAUCGUAAUCUUUAUAGUCCUAUUGAGGAGGAAGGAAACCAGGGUGGAGAUGAUUCCGAUGAAGAGGAGGCGCCUGAGAUAACUCACUGGGAAGCAAUUGGCUGGCUUGCUAUUUUAACUGUGUGGGUAUCCAUUUUGUCUGGAUACCUUGUUGAUGCUAUCCAGGGAGCAUCUGACUCAUUCAACAUGCCUGUGGCAUUUAUCAGUGUUAUACUGCUCCCAAUUGUAGGAAAUGCUGCAGAGCAUGCAAGUGCUAUCAUGUUUGCCAUGAAGGACAAGCUUGACAUCACACUUGGAGUUGCUAUUGGAUCUUCUACACAAAUAUCCAUGUUUGUGAUUCCCUUCUGUGUAGUUGUUGGGUGGAUCAUGGGACAGCGAAUGGACUUGAAUUUUAAACUCUUUGAGACUGCUACACUUUUUAUUACAGUGUUAGUAGUGGCAUUUAUGUUGCAGGAAGGGACAUCAAACUAUUUUAAAGGCUUGAUGCUUAUUUUGUGCUAUCUCAUAGUUGCAGCCAGUUUCUUUGUACAUGUCGAUCCUUCAGAUGCUGAUGAUUAAACUAACCAUUGGAAUGGUGGCCAUGCCUGUAAGAAUCUAUCUAUCUAUCUAUCUAUCUAUAGAUUCUAUAGUAUCUGCAUGCAAAGAGGUGGUAGGAGACAUACAGGAAGCAAUGCUUCCGCAGCCUUCUCAAGCCUGUGAUAUGCAUUUUAUUUGCUUUAUUUUUGUUGAUCAUAGAACGGAAAAUCCGAAUGAUCCCCCAAGCAUCAAAAGUCUGCAAACUUCCUCAGCUUUGUAUAAUAGAGUAGUAUAAUUCUUUUCAGAAGCAUGGACACUCCCUUUUGCAAUGGUUUUCGACAAAAUGACACGCCUCACUUUCGAAUCAAAAUUUUGUUCUUCCAUCUUUGUUCACUUAUGUUGUGAUCUCUCAAUAAUGUUCAGCCAAUGCCGUAUUUUAAUUUCAAGAUAUUUCAAAACGAUUAAUGUAUCUGUUCACUUGAUGAUUA
Molecule: messenger RNA, 2074 nt
Organism: Prunus dulcis (almond)
Lineage: Eukaryota; Viridiplantae; Streptophyta; Magnoliopsida; Rosales; Rosaceae
Product: vacuolar cation/proton exchanger 2-like
Exons: 12
Coding region: 327-1628 (433 amino acids)
Biological process (GO): calcium ion transmembrane transport; intracellular calcium ion homeostasis
Cellular component (GO): plant-type vacuole membrane
Molecular function (GO): calcium:proton antiporter activity
Source: RefSeq, a predicted model, not a curated record